ACAUCAUCACUGCGCGUCCUGAACAAAGCGGAACAGGACCCUGGUGCACUGGUGGUGUGUAUUAAAGCGGUGGAAAUCGCAGGUUGUUCAAAAUUAGGGUAUAAUCAAAAAUAGUAAAGCGAAGUGUGUGUUAAUGCGAUGGAGACUGACAGCACGACCCUGGAGGAGAGAGGAGUGAGUGCGGCGCAGAGACGAGCAGAAAUCCGCCGCAGGAAACUCUUAAUGAACUCUGAGCAGAGGAUGAACAGAAUAGUGGGCUUUAAUAAAAAUGACGGAGAAAACACCGAAGCCCAGCGUGUGACGGAGCCACGGUUCCACCUGGACUUGGAUAGGAAUGAGUGUUUCACCCCCUCUGUGUCCACUAAAAGGGUGUCUCCCUUUGUAUCGGAGGCCCGGAGUGAGGGAUCAGUGUUAGACGAGAGGAGGGAGGAGGAGGGGGAGGAAACAGAGCGAGGGGUUCGGCUCAGGCCACGAGGGGAGACGUCGAGUGAAGAACGCUCUCGCUCCCCUCGCAGGGGCCUCAACACCUACUUGUCUCGCUUUGAUGAUGCAAUCAAGCUGAGGGGUCAACUGACCAACGAGAAGGUGUCUCAGGAGAGUGGCGCUGAAGUGGAUGAGUUCGACUCGUUUCGGCUUUUCCGGCUUUUUGGCAGCGUGGUGUUAGCUGUGUGUGUACGCUUAUUUGUCUGUAACUACCUGUCCAUAUUUGCACCCUUUCUCACCCUGGAACUUGCCUACAUGGGCUUAUACAAAUACUUUCCAAAGGUGGACAGGAAGAUGAAGACGACGGUAUUGUCUGCAGCGCUGCUCCUGUCUGGGAUUCCAGCUGAAGUGAUCAGUCGCUCAGCGGAAACCUACAGGACGAUGGGAGAUGUUUUCUCUGAUCUCUGUGUUUAUUUUUUCACCUUUAUCACCUUUCACGAAAUCAUCACCGCUUUCUCCUCUCAGUCCACCUAAACAACACAUUCACACUUCAUACGACACACACACUCUUCACUCACACAAGUAACACACAGCACUCCAGUAUUCCAAGACAUUAUUUACAUGCUUCCCCUCAGUUAAGUCCCAAAAAGGUCAUUUAUCAGCGCCGCUCCGUUACUUAAUCAACCAGUUUACCAGUUAAAGCUGUUUACUAACAUGAUAGUCAUGUGAUUAGAUUUUAAUCAUCCAAAAUUGAAAACAGCAGGUACACUACUGCUAAAUGCUAAUAAAUAACAGGCUAGCUAAUUAGCAUGAUAGCUAGUCAACAAACUGUACAGAAACUGUGUGUUUGAGACUUUAGUACAUUGAUCUCACUGUAGUGUGUGUGUAGUGCUGUUCAAAAUCCAUACACACUGCACCCGACAUACUUCUCCCCUCAGGCUGUCAGUGCGCUCUUCUUAUUAACGCUGCUGAUGUGCACUAAGGGGUCAUCAGGGGAGAAGUUAAACGUGUUUGUGUAUGCUGAAAUGCAGGUUAUCGUGUCAUAGUGUUUUGCCCGUCAGUGUGUUGAUGGCUUAUUUGUGAUGUAACGGUGUUUUUGGGAACUUUUUAAAUUAUUUAUGUUGCUUUGUUUUAUGUAAUAAUUCCAUAUAACAAACAUCGCUGCCUGUUACUGCGAAAUUGCUGUUCAUUAUUAGGUAAUGUAUCAACAAUAAACUUCAGUAAACCGU
Messenger RNA from Hemibagrus wyckioides, 1652 nucleotides. It is a transcript of the gene camlg, whose product is annotated as calcium modulating ligand. The record is from RefSeq and is a predicted model, not a curated record. NCBI's taxonomy places the organism in Eukaryota, Metazoa, Chordata, Actinopteri, Siluriformes, Bagridae. Gene Ontology annotation, cellular component: GET complex. Gene Ontology annotation, biological process: tail-anchored membrane protein insertion into ER membrane. Bases 139 to 957 code for a protein of 272 amino acids. The transcript has 4 exons.